Medioppia subpectinata is the source of this 390-nucleotide messenger RNA. The record is from the annotation of a GenBank genome assembly. NCBI's taxonomy places the organism in Eukaryota, Metazoa, Arthropoda, Arachnida, Sarcoptiformes, Oppiidae.
AUUCAAUUCAUUACUUAAUGAUAAUAACGAUAACAAUAAUGGUUUGCAUUUAAGUCAUGACAACAGAGACCACGAGUUUUCAGAUAAUAAGCAAACGAUUGCCGAAAAUGGGCUCCAAUUUGAAGACAAGAUUACGCUUGAAAUCAGAGCCACUGAUUUGGAGGAAAGAGUGAAAGAGUUGCUGACAAUCAGGUCUUCGGUUCGCAACGAGUUGAGACAAUUGGAGUCCAGAAGACGGGAUCUCUUGCAGGAGAUCUCGGAAUUCAACAACAAAUUAGAGCUCUUGAAGUCACAGUUGGCGAAGAAGACCACAGAUUUGGAGAGAAUUCAGUUGUCUUUAGAGCAAACGAAAUACGCCCAGAAGGAGGUCCUCUUGAAGUCGAACGCGCU